Acanthosepion pharaonis is the source of this 696-nucleotide messenger RNA. Lineage: Eukaryota; Metazoa; Mollusca; Cephalopoda; Sepiida; Sepiidae. The record is from the annotation of a GenBank genome assembly.
AUGUGUCCAUCUCUCGUCUUCCAUAUUUCUUUCACUAUCUACCCGUCUUGUCUUCAAUAUUUCCUUCGAUGUGUGUCCAUCUUGUCUUCAAUAUUCCCUUCAAUGUGUGUCCAUCUCGUCUUCCAUAUUUCUUUUCACUGUCUACCCGUCUUUGUCUUCAAUAUUUCCUUCGAUGUGUCCAUCUUGUCUUCAAUAUUUCCCCUUCAAUGUGUGUCCAUCUGCCUUCCAUAUUUCUUUCACUGUCUCUACCGUCUUGUCUUUAAUGUGUUUCUUCGAUGUGUCCAUCUUGUGACUUCAAUAUUCCUUCAAUGUGUCCAUCUUCUUCCAUAUUUUUUCACUGUCUACCCGUCUUGUCUUCAAUAUUUCCUUCGAUGUGUGUCCAUCUUGUCUUCAAUAUUCCCUUCACUGUGUCCAUCUCGUCUUCCAUAUUUCUUUCACUGUCUACCCGUCUUGUCUUCAAUAUUUCCUUCGAUAUUAUUGUCCAUCUUGUCUUCAAUAUUCCCUUCAAUGUGUGUCCAUCUCGUCUUCCAUAUUUUCUUUCACUGUCUACCCGUCUUGUCUUCAAUAUUUCCUUCGAUGUGUGUCCAUCUUGUCUUCAAUAUUCCUUCAAUGUGUGUCCAUCUCGUCUUCCAUAUUUCUUUCACUGUCUACCCGUCUUGUCUCUUCAAUAUUUCCUUCGAUGUGUGUCCAUCUUGA